AUGCAAAUUUUGGUGAUAGCUCUCGCCUUACCUGGUCUCGUUUUAUCCUUCCCACCUCGUCAUUCUGACCCAUUCAAUCCUCUUGGAUCUUGGCACAGAAGAACUAAGCCAUGUGGUAUUCCAAAGUUUAUCAAUGAUGUUCCAACUGAGGCAGCUGAAAAAAUCACAAAAAUCUGGGAAAAUUACACCGAAGGAAACACCUGCGAGAAGGAGCACGAAGAGACCAGAGCCGUCAUCCGUGGAUUGACCACUGAGGAGCGCGACAAAGUCUUCGCUGGAAGAUGUGGUCCAUCCUUCUUGAAAAACGUUUCCUCCGCCGUCAGAGAAGAGUUCAAAAACGUUUGGUUUGACUACAAGCUCAGUGUCGAAGAGAAGGAGAUUGCUCUUAAGAAAUUGGCUUACUCACUUCUGACUGGAGAAUCUCUCGCUCUCUUCAACAAAUGGGAAGAAGAACUCAAGACCAGAAAGGUCGAGGUCGCCAGAAGACUCCAAGAGCUUACCCCUGAAGCUAGAAAAGCUUUUGAGCAAUGGAAGGAGCUCCGUCUUAAUGAAAAGAAAUUCCUCGCUGGACUCUCCAAACAAAUCCGUGACGAGCUUAAGAAGAUGUUCAUCACUGCCAAGGACAAGGAGGUGUCAACCACCACCACAACAACCACCACAACCACCACAACAACAACUACUGAAGCCCCUACCACCACUGAAGCCGCUUCUUCUACUACCGAACAAGUCACAACAACCACCACCGCUGCUGCCAUCGCUGAGGAGACUAAGGAAAAGGAGUUCUCCGCUUUCCUCUACUCCCAAACACCAGAAGAGCUUAACAACGAGGACCAGUGCUCUUUCUUUGCUUAA
Messenger RNA from Caenorhabditis briggsae, 852 nucleotides. Bases 1 to 852 code for a protein of 283 amino acids. The transcript has 6 exons. Lineage: Eukaryota; Metazoa; Nematoda; Chromadorea; Rhabditida; Rhabditidae. The record is from RefSeq and is a predicted model, not a curated record.